AUGGCACCCUCAGCAAUCUCACCCGAGGAGACCCCUGAAGUCCCCAGCGGCGACUCCACCGUCUUGGCCCUUCGCAAGACGCUGACUUCCGAGAACGAAGCGCUGGCCGCUCGCUUCCGUGCCCUCUUCUCCCUCAAGUACCUAGCAUGCCAGGAGCCUCGCACUGAGAACACCAUCCCGGCCAUUGAUGCCAUCGCUGCUGGAUUCGCUUCUCCCUCAGCGCUUCUCAAGCACGAACUCGCCUACUGCUUGGGCCAGUCUCGCCACGAUGCUGCAGUCCCUUAUUUGCAGAAGGUUCUCAGCGACCGCGAGGAGGAUGCCAUGUGCAGGCACGAGGCUGCUGAGGCUAUCGGUGCUCUGGGCGACAAGGGUAGCCUGAAGCUUCUCAUCGAGAGAAGAGACGACGAGAACGAGGAGACUGUUGUGAAGGAGACUUGCGACAUUGCUGUUGGUCGCAUCGAGUGGGAACAUUCGGAUGCUGGAAAGCUGGAGAAGCUGAAGCAGAGCGACUUUGCCUCGAUCGACCCUGCUCCUCCUCUCGCUAUUGCUGCAAAGCAGCCCUCAAUCGAAGAGCUCGAACAAACUCUCCUCGAUGCAAAGCUCUCCCUAUUCGACCGUUACCGCGCCAUGUUCGCCCUCCGCGACCUUUGCUCUCCUCCCGACCUUCCUACUGCUGUUCCAGCCGUGAACGCUCUCGCUCGUGGUUUCACCGACUCUUCUGCGUUGUUCCGUCACGAGAUUGCUUUCGUGUUUGGCCAGCUUUCUCACCCCGCCUCGAUUCCCGCCCUGACCGGAGCAUUGAGCGAUCUUAAAGAGAGCAGCAUGGUUCGCCACGAGGCUGCUGAGGCAUUGGGCAGCUUAGGUGAUGAAGAUGGUGUGGAAGAGACACUCAAGAAGUUCUUGAACGAUGAGGACCAGGUCGUCAGAGACAGCAUUAUUGUUGCUCUUGACAUGGCUGAGUUUGAGAAGAACGGCGAGACGGAGUACGCAACAAUCCCUGUUGCUGCUUAA
This is a messenger RNA of Aureobasidium namibiae CBS 147.97, 1011 nucleotides long. RefSeq names its product ARM repeat-containing protein. Bases 1 to 1011 code for a protein of 336 amino acids. Gene Ontology annotation, molecular function: deoxyhypusine monooxygenase activity. NCBI's taxonomy places the organism in Eukaryota, Fungi, Ascomycota, Dothideomycetes, Dothideales, Saccotheciaceae. The record is from RefSeq and is a predicted model, not a curated record. Gene Ontology annotation, biological process: peptidyl-hypusine biosynthetic process. The transcript has 2 exons.